AUGGCGAAGUCCUUUAUCUUUGACAGACAGCCUCCUAUCAAAACAUUAACUCUUUUGUCUGCGUCUUGCUUUUGCAACUCUGCCUCGUUGCUUCGUUGGCUUCACCCUGUAGUCAAUGGGUUUGUUGAUCAUGUCGAUCUCACUUUUUUGCAGCACUCUUCCACUACCCCCAUUUGCUUCCCAGGUCCCAUUCUAACUUAUUCACCUCUUGUUGUUUUGAACUUGAAUGGGAAUGGGGUCUUAAUGAUAUACCAUGUUGAUAAAUAUCUUACUCAUUUGCCCAAACUUAAAAAACUCCACAUGACAAAGGUUCGUUUUCGAAAGCUUAAAUAUCUUAUUAAGAUUCUCUCUGUAUGUCCAUUUCUCGAGGAUUUACUCAUAAAAAAUGUCAGCACCCAUGAUGAUAAUGAUACUCUUGAUGCUCUUGCUAAACAAACAGACGAGUUAUUAGAACCCUUCCCCAAUUUGCUCAAAUCCCACAUUUCUGACUCUUCUUCUAUUUCUUAUUUUUUUCCCUUGAAAUUGUUUUACAAUGUGGAGUUUCUACGCGCACAAGUAGCGGUACGAAAACCCUUGAAAUUGUUUAACUAUGUCGCGCCAGUACAGACAACUCAGUUUUUCAAUUUAACUCAUGUGGAGCUUAGCUUUGAGAAAGAGGAUGAGGAAUAUUAUUGUCGUUGGGAUUGGUUGAAGAAGUUCAUCCGCGCCUGCCCCUCUCUUCAAAGUAUUGUAAUUCAUAAGAUCGGAGGAGGAGGCUAUGGAUCAAGCGUUGAUGAUCAUAAUUCAUUGCAUCCACAAUUUGUCCCCAACUGCAAUGUCUUUGAUAACUGCAACAAGUCUUCUUUUUUAGAAAUUUUGGAGGCAAGGAAAGUGAGCUUUGCAGAAAUAAGCAGCUCCAAAUGA
Molecule: messenger RNA, 903 nt
Organism: Medicago truncatula (barrel medic)
Lineage: Eukaryota; Viridiplantae; Streptophyta; Magnoliopsida; Fabales; Fabaceae
Product: putative FBD-associated F-box protein At3g50710
Exons: 2
Coding region: 1-903 (300 amino acids)
Source: RefSeq, a predicted model, not a curated record